CGCUUAAAAUCCACAUCAUACAAUGUAAUCGCGAGUCAAGUUAAAAAACAAUAACUUUAAAAUUAUUCUAAAAGUUACUCUAUGCGCAACUCGCUGGGAGCGGUCAGUGAUCGCGCAGGCCGGCGAGCUGUUCUGGGAAUAGGGAUUAACAAGGCGACGCCAUUUUGUCGUUCAUUUUGAUUCGUGCCGUGAAACUGAGGGGACGAGUGACGGCACUGGCGCGUCCACGUCGUGUCUUGCUUUGUCUGCAAAUUAAACAAAAAAUAAACAUAUAUUAAUUACUAACAAGGUGCUAAUGUUAUUAAUAUCUUUUGUGACAUUUAUAGUGAUGAUAGUGCCGAAAUUUUAUUUUUUCGAAAGAAAUCUUAAAGAAUGCACCAAGCUGUUUGUUAUACGUAAUUUCUAAGUGUCUAAUUCAAACUUAUUGUAGUGACGUGACAAGUGUUCUAAAGAAUAUUUUUGACCCAUAAAUUCUGUCUACGGUUAUAUUUCAUUCUAUUUUAUAUGAAAAUCAAAUCCUUUUAAAAGUAAGCCAGAAAUAUGGAGUUCAAUUACGAUCGCAAGUUCCAGGAGAUGAAAAAAUACAUUCCAUUCUUGGAAAGUAUGAUCAAAAGACUGGAAAAAACGCAUUCUCCCACAAAUCCACGACAGGCUCAAUUGGAUAAAAUAAGAUCCCUGAGGGAUCUUCUGAUGGAUAAAAGGAAAAGGAUGAAAAUGGAUAAUUUGCUUAAGUGUGAACAAGUUUUAGUCAAUUUGUAUGCAAAAGUAGAGCAGGGGAAGUCACCUGGACAGGAUAAAAGUACAACCUCCGAAUCGAGAAAUGCAAAUUUUAAUGUAGUGAGGAACAAACUCAAGACAGUGGCAUCCAAAUUUCAUACCAAUGGUAAUGACACACUACCGGAAAUUGCAAGGGCAAAUGAUGUUGAAGAAUCAUGUGUUCCAGGAAGUAAAGAACCUGCCCUAUUUCAGCGAAGACCUAACAUAUCUUCAUCAAUACGAAGCAUAUCUCCAGGAUGUAAAAAGGAUUUUUCACCUAAAAAUACUACAAAGGAUUACUCUCACCCGCUGUUGUCACCGGACCGCAAUCCUAAAUCUUAUACAAGAGAUUACUCAGAAGAACAAUCAUUGUUUGUAAGAAGAUCACCUAAAAAUCCACCCCGAGUAGUCUCACCUUCUUACAAUAAAAAAGAACGGAAGAAAUCUUUAGAAGAAGAUGUAAAUGUCAAGAAAUUAAAAGAUCUUAAUAUUACUCUUCAAGUUCCUGAAGAUAGUCUUCAUUCACUUAAUACAAAGGAUAUUGUAGCUAGGAUUAUUAAUUGUAAUGAUAACGAUGUUGACAUUGAAACCCUGCGCGGGUUAAGAACUCAAAUAUUGGGAGAACUAAAAGAAACUGGUUCAAAAGAUGAUAUAUCAGAUAUUAUACUAAAAUCUUAUAAAAAUAAGGAUGGAAAAAACAAGAAAUCUGAAGAAGUAGAAGAAGGUGAACUUUCAGAUAGUGAAAGUGAGACGAUUGAAAGUAUUUAUGGUAGUUUAGUUGUAAUGAAUAAAGAUAAAUCUAAUAAAUUUGUAAAAUCUGAAAAAUUGGAUAUGACAAAGCCUUGUAAAAUACAAAUUUGUUUGGUAAUUAAUCCAGAGAAACAAAAAGAGAGUCUACCAAUUGAAGACAACAAAAUUAACUCUAAUCUUGAUAUCUCUGAUUUUGAAUUAUUUGAAAAUGUAGACAAGCAAAAUAAAACACUUGAAUCUGAAAAAGCUUGUAAUACUAAUGAUCAACAUGAUGUUAUAAAAACAAACGUUUUGCAAAAACCAACUUCCGAAGUAACCACAUCCGAAACGCAAGGGAUUAGAAAUGACACAUCUCAAACUGAAAUAAAUGAUAAAUCGAAACAAGAUGCUUCUCACAAUUCACAGGGUAUUCAUCCAAUUUCAAAUGAUAGCACCAGAAUUGACUCCAAUAAACCUUCGUCUGAAGAUGUGCAAGGUAAAGGAGUUGAAGAAAAGGAUCAUACGUCAUCGGAAGAGAAUCAAACUUCCUCAGAAAUUACCCAUGAUGACCCUAACAGUUUUAAAGCUUUAUCUAGCAAACAGGAUGUAGAAAUUCCUUUAUUAAAUUCUCAAAAAAGUCAAUCGAACUCUGAUAAAAUUGAAGUAUCAGAAAUUGAUAUUUUGCAAGCUUUGAAAAAUGAAAUAUUAAGUGAAACAUCUAAUGUUCUUAGCUCAGAUGUCGAAGCGCCUCUUUUUCAGCCAAAAGUAACAAAAGUAGCUAAUGCUGAAGAAAUAGGAUAUAAGAAGAGGAUAUCCAUUGAAAAAUAUAAGUCUAAAGCAACUAACAAAUCGGUACCUAAUUGUGAUUCAGAGAAUGGUUCCAAAGAAGAAAGUUUGAGGAAACAAAGUCUGAAACUCACCGAAAAGGAAUGCGAACGGUUUUUUUUGUCUAAUGUACCGUUUGAAUCUUUUUCCGAUACUGAAGAUAAAUCCAAUUUGUCAGUCGACGACGUUUAUGGAAAUUUAGCACCAAAAUCACCUGAUCAUGAGGAUUUUGCAGAUACGGGUCUUAAACCACCUAUAAUAAUACCUAUUGACCCAGUUGAAAUGCCGGUCGUAACUUCAGAAAAAGAUAUAGACAUGAGAAAGAUUUUGCCACAAGACGUAGGUAACAUUAUAACACCUACACCAAUUCUCCCCGAAAAUACAAAUGUUUUCACUAAAGAAGGCAUGUCAUUCAAUAAUGAGCUGCAAAUAUCAAACUUGACAGACCCUCGAAUGAACAGAGAUGUUACUAUCAUGAAUCAUCAAGUAAAAGGAGUUUCUGUUUUAUCUUCAAACCACCCUUUAAACCCAAUAAACUCAAUAAACGAAAAUUUCACCCCUAAUUUCAAUCAAAUCAUGCCAAUUAACAUGCCCGGUUCUACUCCUAACAUAAUUGGUAAUUUGCCUCCAAAUAGAACCGCUGUGACUUUGUCGCCCAGCUUGGCGCCAAAUUUGACACCGAGUAGAAUACAAAAUAUCGGAGGAAGUAUGCCUCCAAAUAACCUAAAUAAUUCAAUGCCUUAUGAUACUCCAUCCAGAAAAACAUUGGACAAUGAUGAUAUUCUCAAUCAUAAACAAGUUUACACUACAAUAUAUCAAAGUUUUGAGUCUCAGGUUUAUAAUGAAAAAUCACGAAAGUCGCGAUGGUCCAAUGACAAUAACGUUCCAUUUUGGAAAGAUAUUGAUAUACCAAGAAAUACCUCUAAUAAAUUACCUGCUUGGGACAAUCAACAUAAUUCAAUAAACAAUUCAAACACCAUGCAAAAUUGGGAAGAGGUUGGAAACUUGAGAAAACCAUCUAAUGCGCGGGAUAACGAAUAUAUGGCAACAUAUGAUAGCUACAAUGUUGAUUCAAGGGAUCCAUAUAUAAGAGACGACUCGCAAGUGCCAGCUAGACAUUCAUUUAGAAGGAUAGAUUGCCCUUCAGCGACAAUUACUUCUUUUAGUAGUUAUGACUGUCCACCUACGCCGACCCAUCCAUUUGGUAGACCAGAGCCUUCGAUGACAUCUUCCCAUAAUUUUGGAGGAUCUGAGUACACUCAAGUCGCCUUCGCACAAAAAUUCAAUAAAUCCCAGGAUCGAAGACAAAAUAGGAAUUCAGAUUAUGAUAAUUAUCAUGCGCGGGAUCAAGGCAGGGAACGAUAUAAUAAUUAUGACUCAAAAUUUAUUUCCAUUUCUCAUGAGUUGGAUCAAUGUAAUAGGUUUAACCGUUUAGAUCCGUAUAGGCAGAAUGCGGGAAGACAUGAUAGAAAUAAAUUUUACGAACAAAAUGAAAGUAAUUUUCGGGAGCCAUUGUCCCGUCGAGAAAUUGACUGUUGGCAAUAUAACAGGGAACUAGAAGGAGAACGUUUUUUCACAAGACAUCGUGGGGGUUCUGCAAAUUAUGAUCAUCGUCAUCAAAAUGAAUCGAAUAGUUAUGAUAAAAGAAAUCGACGUGGCCAUUAUGUCGAAAGGUCAAAUAGCAAAAAUACAAGGGAUUUGUCACCAUCUUUAUCUCAGUUACCUCAGACUGUAGGAGCUGUACCUUCAAAAGAUAAAAAAGUUGGCGUUCAUUAUUACUCUGGUAACUCACUUUCAAUCGAUAAGAAUUCCAAAAAUUCGUCAUUUGAAACAAAAACAGGUGAUAAACCAAAAUUUGACGCUCGUAGGCAACGCGCUUCAAGUGUUGGAAGAUCGAUUUCAAGCUACCCCAAUGAGAGUCGAGGUUUCAACGUUUCAAAACAAUCUUUGAGCAUAACAAAAAGUGAAGCCAUGAGAAAGUCUUUCCAAAGAUCAAGUAGUGUUGGAAGAGAAAUAAAAGGGGGCGCAAGUGAUUUUAAAGACAUAAAAGAAUCCUUAAAAUCGUUCAAAUUAAAAUCAGACUCUAAAGCCUCAAGUUAUUUUAAGAAAAGUGAGGAACCUGGCAGAGCUACGUCAUUCUUACCAAGUUAUAAGUCGGCCAAUAAAAGAGAAAUAUUGGAAUCAGGAAAAAAAUCUCUCAAUGCUUGUGUAAAAUAUUCACCAAGAAAAAAUAAUAGAGACCCAAGAAUGUGCCGUGAGUCUAACGAGAUAAAAAAUAAGUUUAAAGACAAGAAAAAUGAUUCACGAGAUUCUAAAAAUUGUGGCAUAGUUUACACAAAUGAUAACAUUACUAAAGGUACUAUUUUAGGAUCUGGAUACGGUGUGAAAAAUUACAAAAUACCAAAGAUAAAGCGAAAUAACGAAAUGACAGAGACAGUUACUAGUGAUAGCUCUCAAGGGAAUGAAAUACAAGACAACGCGGAUAGUGAUUGCCAAAAAGCUGCAAAGGGGGGUGAAAUGAAAAACAAAUCCCUAAUUGAUUUAUCGAGUCAAACUCUUGCAAAAGAUAUAAAAUUGUUAUCAGGUGAACAGGAGAGGGUAGAAGGUGAUUAUGAAAUUCCAGCUGUAAUAAAACAAACAGAUAUUGAAUCCGACAGUGAAAAACAGCUCAAUAAUAGACAGCAUUUGAAAGAAGAUAAAAAUGUUAUUGUACCUGAAACUUCUUUUGCUCAUGAAAGAAGAGUAACUAGGUCUGCCACAAAAAAUGUUUCUGCAGAAAAAACCUUUACUGAAAUAUCACCCAUCCAAAAAACAAGAAGACAAAAGAAAUCUUUUGUAAUUGAAUCUGAUUCCGACGAUAAUGAUGCCAUUAAAUCUAUUAAGAAAAAUAAUUCUACAGAAAAUAAUAAAUUGAAUGCGGCCAUAACUGAAAAACCAAAUGUAGACAGUACUAAAUCACAAUUAGGUGCUGCCAAUCAUUGUGAAAAAACGAAAAAUGAAUUUACAAAUUCUAGUUUGGGAGUGGAUGAUAUCGAUAUUUUUUCUGACAAUGUUAUAUCAGAUCCUGUAAUAGAUAAUAUAAAUGACUUGAUUGCGGAUUUAGAUGACGAUUUAGAGUCACAUAAGACUUUAGAGUUUAAUAAUACUGAUUUUUCUAAAGAUGUGAGUUUCGAAAAUAUGUUGGACAACGUUUCAAAACCAUGUUACAAUAAAAACAAAUUAAAUAUACUUAAAAAUGUACAAAUUUCCGAUGAAAUGGUCACGACUCGUGAUGCAGUUGCACAUAAUGCAAACAUGGUCGAUACCAGUUUGGUUAUAAUAAACGAUGAAAAAGGAAUCAGUUACAAUCAAGAAGACCAACAAGAGAGUAACUUAGAUGUUGGUAAUACUAAUGAAGAAUGUAAUUCACAUCAUAUUUUAAGUAAAGAACGGGAUGAAAACAUAAAUCCUCCUACGGAAAUUAUAAAAAAUGUGGAAUUAAAUAAUGAGGCUAUUGGGUCCACCACAUAUAAUCGUCCAGAGAAAAGCCCGGCUAAUAACAUCGAAGUCCGUAAAAAACUUACUGGUCAUGGUUAUAUGACGACACCUGAUAGUACUAUUGAAAAUAGUGACAUUAAAGAGACCAAGUCGGACGGAAAUUGUCUCGAAAUGACUAACAAACCCACAAUAGAAAUGAUGGAUUCUGAUAUAUCUUCCACUGACCAUAACUUGAGAACGAAAGCGAAUAUGACGGAAUUCAGUUUAUCUUCUACAAACAAAACGCAAAUAGAGUCAAUUGGUAAGCUUUUAUCAAUCUUACAGGAUAAGUCAAAGAUUAGAGAACUUCUUGGUUUGUUAGGAGAUCAAUCCAGUGAGUGCGAAAAAAUUAAAAAGAAAUUAGAGAAGCUAAGUGAACUUGUGUCUGACGAUGAAGAGAUCAUCAAUGAUUCAGAAACAAAGAAUAAAGACGAAAGCCAAAAUAAGGGUACAGAUCCUGAAUCUCAGUCGAAGACUCUACAAAAUACAAAUAUUGUGAAUUCGAAAGAUAAAACUUCAUCCAAUGACAAUGUAGGUGAAGCGGUUUCAGAAUCGAAUAAUUUGAAUCUACAAAAAGAAAUACUUAGUCCAUUAGAAAUAAAUAUGGAAGACUGUGAAAGGGUCUCAAAAAUAGAAUCCGCAAGUAAGGAAAAUGAAGGACCAGAUACGGUCGCAAAUAAUGUUAAAACUGUCAUUAAAAAAGUUUCAGUUCCUAAAAAGCGCAAAAAGAAAACUUUUAUAAAGAAAAGGUGUAAAAAAAAUAGUCGUUUAGCUCGAUCAGACGCCGCAGAAUUAAAGGUUGGGAACCCUCCCGUAAAAAAGCCAUGUAGAGAAUUGAAAAAAUUACAAGAGGAUAUAAGAGAAAUGUUCAUAAGAGAUGACGUGCUUAAUUCGACUGGAAUAAGAAUGUGCCGUAUUGCAAAAUUGGUUGAUGAAAAACGCAACAAAAAUCAAGAAAGUAUAGCUCAUGUUGAACCUGAACCGAUAGUAGUUCUAAAAAAGUUUAAAGAUAUUAUGGCGUGUGGAGAAGACGCUUCAUCUAUAGAAAAAGGAAAAAAAGCUAAAGGCAAAAAAAAUUUAGAAAACGAAAUAAAAAGCAAAUCGGUACAAACUUCUAAAGUUAAAACUACAGAAAAUAAUAGUGAUCCGUAUGAUUUUGAGACAGACUCUAUAAAAGGGACAAGUAACCGUAGUGAUAAAAACGACAGUUCGGGAUCAGAUUUCGAAUCCCUUGGUUCAUCGAAAACAUUCGGUAGCAAUGAACUUUUAACGGAAAUUAAGAAAACUAAACGCAGACGUCGUAAAGGAUGGAAAUCUGGAAUUAUAAAGUCCAAAUGUAGAAAGAGGGUAAUUAAUCAGAAACAAAAUGAAAAUAUUGCCGAAAAAGAAUCCGUAGUACCAAAAGUUGACGUUACGAUACCUGACUUGAAUUGUUACAUUGAUAAAAUGUAUUGCUUCCGAAAGAAAGACACUACUUAUGAUUGUCGUCUUUGCGUCUAUAGUGGUGAAGAAAUAGUAAAUCAUUAUAAAAAGCAUCAUCCCCGCUCAGAAAUUCCAUGUUCAAGAAUGAGUCCAGCUGUCGCAAAGUCAGCGAUAACAGAAGCAGAAGAAGUCAAUAUUCAAGCUAUUAGUAAAAUAACUCCAAAAAAGUAUGUGUGCAGAUUUUGUUUUAAGGAAUUUUCUAGAAAUAAGCCCUUAAUUGAAUCAUUCUUUUGGCAUGUCGUAAGCGUGCAUACUGGUGAAUAUAAGCAACUUUGUUCAGAAGGUAGUAAUAACAAUAGCAGUUUAUUUAUUUUAGAUAUCCCCCCGCCUCCUACAGAGGCAAAAGGCCAGUUACUUGGUUAUAUUUGUGGAAAAUGUAAUUAUACUCAAAUAUCUAUAGAAAAUCUUAAGACACAUGUAAUUUUGAGACACAAUGACGAACCAACUCCAGUUUAUAAUAUUAAUUUAGCUUCUUUGACUCGACCAUAUAUUAAUAGUCUUUUCAGAGUAUUGGGGAAAGAAAAUGAAAAUAUACAAAAAGAUAAAGAGUCUUCUCGAGUGCUAAGAAGUUCCCGUUCUAAUAACAGUUUUUCUGAAACUGCAGAACAUGAAAAUAAUUCUUUCACAGAGUCUAGUGAAAACCUAAAUGAAAGCUUAUUAACUACUAAUGGAGAUGAUUCCAUAGAAAAUACAGUUACGAGAGAAAAUAUUAAGUCAAAAAUUACUUUUGAAAACAAUAUCAUGGAUGAUAUUUGCAAUGAUAAAGACUCCGAUGACAAAGACUUGCCCGUUCUAAAAAUUGAUGCAGGUACUAAUGAUACAAGUAGAAGUGAACCAGAAAAAGAUGGUUCACAUGUUAUAGAACCAGAACUAAAGAAUGCUAUAGACACCAAUACUGAAACCCAACUCAACAAGGGGCUCAAAGAUUCAUCUGACUUUCCACUAGAUUUAUUUGAUUGUCCUCAUUUCAAAAUAAAAUAUAACAACACUGGUUCCAAAGAAUACAUAUGUUGUAUUAAUGGUAACCUGCAUUACAGAACUACGCUUCUAAUUUCUUUUAAAAAACAUGUUGAAAUGAAACAUUCAGAAAAUUGGGAUGGCUAUUGCUAUGUUUGUAAAGUGAUAGUUACACCACAAGGUACACAUUUCUUUAAAGAUUGUUUGUGUCACUUCCUUGAUAAACACGUUGACGAUUUUCCGAUUUUGGAAGAAACACCUGAAAAACCUUCAAGUAUUGCACCUGCUGUAGUUACUGAAAAUGAACCUCUUGUAGUGGACCAAGAACCCAAAACAUAUAUUAAUGUUCGUCCAAUAUCGGAGCUGAUCUUAGAUUCAAAUAAGGAUAAUUCUGCAUUGUCGGAAGUCAAAAAUGCUCCAGUUUUACCUAUCAUAGAAAACGUUAUUAGUAUGGGAUCCCCAGUGGGAAGUCCACGACGUAGUCCAUCUUAUCACACUACUAGUAAUAAUAGUGUGCCUUUCGAGAAACUGUAUAAGUAUGAAGAAGUUCAAGCCGAAAUGAUGUCUAAGAAACACCGGGUUGUCUUGGAUGUCAUGAUGUCGGAAAACAAGUUAGGUCAUGUUUUCAAAUGUUCAGGACGAUUUUGUUCAUUUACAUCUGAUAGUGCUGAAGACGCAUUACUUCAUGCAUCGACGCACGUGCGGCUUGGUGGAGAGGAAGCAUUAAAUUGUGUUUAUUGUGAUUUCGAUUGUCAUCAAAAUGCAAUAGAUUUGAUAACACAUGUAUUUAAAAGUCAUGGAUUCUGUCAAUAUAUUUGCGGGAAGUGUUUCUACCGUGCAGCCGCAAGUCAACUUGUGGAAGCGCAUCUCAAGAGAGUACACGAUGCCCCUACGUCAGUUACAAUUUUACAUACUGCAUUUAAAACUGGUUGUGAGGAAGAUUUCGUACUAUCUCGAGACGUUGCGGUUCCUCAUUACAUUUGCAAUGGUCAAAGUGAUUCCGAGGGGCAGUGUAUGUUUCAAACUUAUACUCCGGGAAAAUUCUGUGAACAUCUUCAGAUCCGUCACGCCUCAGCCGCUGAUUUUAAAUGCUUUAUGUGUUCCGCUAAAGCUACAGCGCCAGCUGAUUUGGUCAGACAUUUGAAAAUUCAUGGUUUAAAGUUAUAUCAAUGUUGUUGGUGCAUUCACGGAGCUGACAAUGAAUCCGAAUUAUUAGCACAUGCUUCAGCCUACCAUCCGACAAAACUACCUAAAGCCUAUUUACGGAUUAUAACCAAUAAGGACGGGUUAUCUGAUUUGAGAGUUUUGCCGCUAGCACAUUUAACUAAAGCGAAUGUUACCGCAAAAGAAAUUAUUAUGAGCAAAGUUCAAGACAAUCCUGUAAAAGAGGCAGAAAGAUCCAUAGAAUUGGAAAAACUUUUGGGACAAACCUGCCUUAAGGUUGAAACUAAUGCCUCGUCAGAAGAAACGAAUACACAAUAUAAAGAUUGUGAGUUAAGCUUUGAUAAUGAUUCUGAAAUUAAACCUGUUGAGUCAAAUGAUGAAGCAACUCCGACAAAAGCGCAACCAGAAUUUGUCCCAACCAGAGUGAGCACCCCCAUAUCGGCAGUAAAGGAGGCUCUUUCUAAAAAUGAACAGGAAACUUCAAUGAAACCUGAAUUAUUAGAUGUAGAAAAAACUGUAGAAAUUCAACCGGUUGUAUAUUGUUUGGAUAGCGAUGAAGACAAUUCUGUUCAAAGCCCCCUUGAAUCGAACAAUACAGCCAUUAGAGAAGAGAUAAAAGUUCCUUUGAAAGACUUAUUUAUGUGUGCCAAAUGCAAAAUGGUUCUCAAUACUGGUAUUGGGUUGAAGCGUCACAUGAUGUGGUGCUAUGCUGGGGUCACCGAUCCUAUUUCGUGUGCUCAUUGUUCAAUGAAAUUAAACAAAAGUGAUAUCUUGAAUCAUUAUUACGAGGUGCAUAGUCUCGAAGGCAAGCCUCGGAAAUUGGUAUGUACUAAAUGUCAUCGUGAAUUUAAGUCAGCUUCUCUUCUUAAAGAACAUCGUAAAUUAGAACAUUCUAAUACUGCUAAUAAAAAUAGUGAAGGAACGUUAUCAACUGGUGUCAAACAAGUUGAUGCUCCAAAAAAACGAAAGAGAUCUGUAGGAAGCAAAGAAAAAACGGUAGUUCCAGAAAAAACAAGACGUUACGGACCUCAAGACGUGGACCUUCUGCCGAUUAACCCAAUAUUAGAUGAUUUAGUAUUCUGUUCACUCUGUGAAUUUAAUACGAAAGUCAAAUUGAACAUGGUAAGACAUCUACAGUUGCAUGCUCAACAACAACCAGUGCCGCAGACCGCACCGGUUAAUCCGGUGCCUCAUUUGGAGACGAAUGAAAAACAUUUCGACAAAAUGGUCAAUUUAGCUUCAAGUUCUAUUGUUACUAGAACACCUGAUAAGAACAAGAAUGAGAAUGCGAUUAUACUCCUACCCCCAGAAGCUGCAUCGCGUUUCCCUAAAUAUGUGACAGAAAAACAGCGACUGACUUGUGGAGCAAAAGGAUGUACUUACAUAUCCGUUGACGAGUCUAUGUUGAAGUGUCAUUGGGAAACAUUGCACGCCGAUUGUAGCGAGUUUCAUUGCGUACAUUGCCCCCCUCAUCAAUUUUUCGAUACGUCGCAACCGUUGACUUCAUCCAGGAUUAUCGCUCAUCUGAAAAUGCACGAUUCUCAGUUGUAUGCUUGUUCGUUGUGCACAUACUAUCACCAUAAACGCGAAAUAGUUCAAAAACAUUUAGUAGAUACCCACAAGAGUGGACAAGUUAUGGUUGUAAGAGAGGGAGCCACGACAACUUCCAUAACAAACCCAAUUCAAAAUGCUGCGCCCACAAUGGAUUUAAAACCAUGGCAAUGUGGGUUGUGUUGUUUUAAGAGUCUCCUUCAACCAGAGGUGGUAGAUCAUUGUGCUAAAGAACAUAACUCAAAGAUGCAAUACAAAUGUGCUUUUUGUACGUUCAGAACAUCAAACGCAGAGAACAUAUCAAAACACCAAGCGAAAUCGCAUCCUGAAAAACCUGAGGAGAUUUUCUAUUAUUACUAUCGAGAAGGCUCGAUACCCAAUGAGCCUGAUGGUACUCAGAAGUGGCAGAGACAGAGACAAAAUAACGAAAUUUCUGAGCCUCAACUGAAGUGCGAGCCCCCAAACAUUGAUAUUCCUCCCUUAGAACCGCUGUCGAAACCUGUGGUUUCACAAGUCGAUUUGAAUUUAGUUAAAAAAGAAUUUAUAGAACCAAUUGAAGAAAAACUCGAAGAUAUUUGUCUUGAACUUGGUGAAUUUUGCGACCCCAAUGGCUUGAAAUAUAAAUGUCCUUUCUGUGAAAAUAUAAUGGACGAUGACAUUGAAAUAAUUCAAUCGCAUUUGUAUGAAGAAUUAAAAUAUAGGAAGUGGGGUUGCAGUAUCUGUUCUUAUAAAGCUUUCCAUAAAGCCGGAUUAAGUGAGCAUAUGCAAGUAGAGCAUUGUCAGAAUAGAGAACCGAUAGCUUUAGAAAUUGAUCACCGAGUUGAGACUUGGGUGAAUAUGUUAUUGGCACAUCAAACAUCACUCAUUGACAAGUACAAAGAAAAUUUGCUAAUACAGAAAGCUGAAAUCUUCCGAAAUGCUCCAGAAGUUAACAAAAUUCAGUCAAAUCAAAAGGAAUUGUCUCAGAAUACAACAAAAAGCAAUAAUUCAGACAUUUCUAUUGAAGAAUUAAAUAAGAUAUUUGGAGCAUUCGGUGCACCGGUCAAUCGUUCAUACUGUUGUCCCAAAUGUGAGGCUACGUUUAAAGAGGAGGAUCUUAUGCAAAAUCACCUUGAAAGUGAAUUAAAUAAAAUAAGGUGGUUCUGCAGCGCAUGCUACCUGACCUUCCAGACAUUUCACGAAGCGCAGUUCCAUUGUCGAAGCGCUCACCUGUCUCUUCGCCCUGCAGCUCGGCCCAGUGAAGCGCCCCGAGACCCAAGCGCAAGGGACGCCUGGGUUAGUACCGUACUAACAGUACAAAGGCUCAGCAUGGCCGAAGAACCCCAAGUUCAGACGGGUUCCAAGAAAGAUUCCAGACUCGACGAAUCUUUGCUAGUCGUUCGUUACGAAGAAGAUAUCCCUACCCCGGAUUUCCACCAACCUCAAGUUCCCAUUCCCACAGAUAGUGAUGAAGAGAAAUUAGUUAUUGACGAACCAGUUGAAAAGGAUGCAGUCGCCUCUAGCAGUCGCAAUUGCACGAUUUGUGGGCAAGUGAUACCGCAACGCCAACAGAUGCGCAACCACAUGCUGAAACAUUACAACCUUAAAUCGUAUGAUUGCGGCUAUUGUUCAUUUAAUGGGACUAGAUUGAGUAUUAUUAAUCACCAGAAGAUAAACCACGCUCCAAAACCCUUACUCUUAAUGAGUGCAUCUAUACCGAAUGUGCCACCACUAGAAUAUGCUAGAAAACUUAGUGCGAAUGAUAGCAUUAUAUGUCUUGUGUGCAGAAAUAGUAUUAUUGAAUCAGAAGUCAAAGACCAUGUCCACCCUAAUGAGAUCGUAAGCUUCGCCAAGAAGGGCGAUGUUGUUUUAAAAUGUAUUUAUUGUUCAGCACUUAGUAAAGAUCUGCAUACACAUUCGAUGCACCAUCAAAAACUUCAUCAGAAAAUGGAAAGUAGUUAUACAACCAUGACAUUUAGCCCUGCUGAAGAUAAAGAGAAACCUUACUAUUGCAAAAAGUGUGAAAAGACAUUCUCAUUACUGAAACAAUUAAAAGCUCAUUCUAGAACUAAUUGUUCCGGGACUUCUAGAAUGCCCAUAGUUAGUAUAAAUAAAAUGAAGUUAGACGAUGUCGGAAAGUCGGACAAAGUCGGAAAGAAACGUAAAAAUGAUGAUAAUUCUAACAUAACGUGUAAGAAAUUAGCAAAAAAACCAACCACGAAAUCCCAAAUCAAGGUAUUCGCUCGUAAAUCAACAAGUUUACCUGGAGGCGGACAACGCAAGGGAGAAUCAAGUCCAUCGAAAAGGAACAAACCUAAUGAAGAACUAAAUUGUAUUAAAACAAAGAUGCCACUCUGUAAAAAGAGGGUACCGGUCAAAGUUAACAAGUUGAACGAAAUUAUAAAUAAAAGCCCUAUUGUGGUCGUCGAGAGGAUGAAGAUGGAUGCAAAGAAGUAAAUGUAUGGAGGAGAAUUUUAUUAAAACAUCUAAAUGUUGUACUUAUACUCAGUGUUUACUAUUACUGAAGAUAUGUGUCUGUGAUUUGUAAGUAGCUUUAGUUUUUAAGAUAAAUAAUGAUUACUUCUCAAGCAUUUCUAUGUUUUGUUUAUUGAUUUUCUUUAAAAAUAGUACGGAAGAUUAUUGAUAGAAGAAAGUUCAAUAAUUUAGUUUAAUUAUAUAAGAAAUGCAAAGUUUUCUGUACCCAAUUUCCUUUCUUGCUUACAUUAAAUGUUGAUACCAUUUGUAAUUUAAGCAUCUCUGUUAGGGCAAAAGUUAUAUAAAGGAAAUAUAAUAUGUAUUAAAUAAUAUUACUCUUUUCGCUAAAGUACUUUAAGGUGAUGUUGUAGUGUAACGGCUGCCCAAAUUAAUGUUACUUCCAAUUGUUAAAUAUACCAUUUCUAUUUAUAGUCAUUUUGGUGUUUAUACUGUUGUCUUUAUUGACCAUUACCGACUGUAAAAUAUGAAUAGUGUUAGUGCAAUACGUAACCACAUUGUAUCUUAUCGAUGUUUGUAAUGUAAACAUUUAAAGAAAUAUACAUGGUAUGUGUAAUA
This is a messenger RNA of Danaus plexippus (monarch butterfly), 14010 nucleotides long. RefSeq lists its product as uncharacterized. The coding region runs from base 541 to 13416 and encodes 4291 amino acids. Gene Ontology annotation, biological process: regulation of DNA-templated transcription. Gene Ontology annotation, molecular function: RNA polymerase II cis-regulatory region sequence-specific DNA binding; DNA-binding transcription factor activity, RNA polymerase II-specific. The transcript is spliced from 9 exons. The record is from RefSeq and is a predicted model, not a curated record. Gene Ontology annotation, cellular component: nucleus. Lineage: Eukaryota; Metazoa; Arthropoda; Insecta; Lepidoptera; Nymphalidae.